AUGCCCACCAUCGAUGUCACUAAAGACCUCUCGGCGCUCUUCACCAAACAGGCCUCUGCAACACCAAAUGCCAUUGCUCUCGAGGACACUUCAGGCACAUACACUUAUGCGGAGUUAGAUCGCGAGGUUGAGUCUCUUGCACGUCGCCUUCGCGCGUACGGAGUUGGUCGAGACCGUCUGGUUGGUGUGCUCCUGCCGCGCAGUGCUCAUUAUGUGAUUGCCUGCCUGGCUGCUCUGCGCGCUGGAGGAGCAUUCCUUGUUCUUGAGCUUGCGUACCCUCCAGAUUUACUCUCGGAAGUGAUUGAUGAUGGCAAUCCAGCUGUUGUAAUCACUUACAGGGCCGAGGUUGGUAAGAUCCAAGGUGGUGCUCCCUUGAUUAUUCUCGACGAGCCCCCGACGGAUAGCAAUGGACAUACUCAACAACCGCCUCCACUCCCGGCUGAUGAUGACCUGGAUCGACUGGCCUUUGUGUCAUAUUCAUCGGGAACAACCGGCAAACCCAAAGGCAUUGCAAAUCCUCACCUGGCGGCAGUCCUAUCUUACAAUCUGCGAUUCGGUGUGCAAGAUGUUGGCCCUGGUGACCGUGUGGCUUGCAAUGUCUUCUUUAUCUGGGAAAUCCUGCGCCCGCUGCUGCGAGGCGCGACGGUCGUGGCUGUUCCAGACGAAGCGAGCUACGACCCUGCUGCGCUCGUCGAUCUGCUCUCUUCCAAAAACGUCACCGAAACUCUCAUGACACCCACCUUGCUGGCAACGGUCCUCUCCCGCCAUCCACACCUCGGGGAGCGCCUGCCAAGUCUGCGCACCUUGUGGCUGAAUGGCGAGGUCGUGACCACCGAUCUGGCUCAUCGAGCCAUCCAGGUUCUCCCGAACACACGCCUGCUCAAUUGCUACAGUGCCUGUGAAACUCACGAGAUCGCCUGCGGAGAUAUUCGGGACAUGCUCGAUGAGGAGGCUCUCUACUGUCCUGUUGGGCCUCCGCUGGACCCAAAACACACCUAUAUUCUUGACGAGAACAGUCAAAAGGUGGAUACUGGGGUCAGUGGGGAGCUGUUUGUGGCCGGUCCUCUGCUGGCUCGGGGGUACCUGAACCUCCCGGAGACUACGGCAAAAGCGUUCAUAUCAAAUCCGUUCGAUCAACAAUCAGGCUCUCGCCUGUAUAGGACAGGGGAUCUCGCUCGAAUUCUUCCGUCGGGGCUUCUUGAGAUUACCGGUCGCGUUGGGUCGAUGAUCAAGCUGCGCGGGUAUUCAGUCGUGCCAGCCAAAGUUGAAAGUGAUAUUGUCAGGAAUCUGGCAGUCCGCCACUGCGCCGUCAUUGCUCAUGGAGACGGCCUGGAUCGGCAGUUAGUCGCAUAUAUUGUCCCCGAUAACGAUGACCCUGCGGACCGGCCCGCUGUCGAGAUUAAUGAAUCCGGCCACAGCCCCUCAGCCCGUCGUACCCUCGCUCCAUUCCUUGCUCACUAUAUGAUCCCAGCUCUGUGGGUUUGCCUUGACCAAUUACCAACUCACGAGGUCACCGGUAAGGUUGACCACUCUCGCCUUCCUCCACCACGGAAGCCGGAUUUAGUCAACGGAAACGGACAGAAAGCGCAACAGGAUCCAAUUGGCAUUAAUCAUGUGGCGGCUAUCUGGGCGGCUGCCCUGAAGACCUCGAAAACCCUCUUGAAACCCGAUGAUGACUUUUUUGAUCUUGGUGGACAUUCAUUGUCUCUCGCUGAUUUGUCCUCAAGACUAUCGAGACACUUUGGCUUCCGUGUUCCUAUAGCUCGCCUUGCAGAGAAUGCAACCCUCAAGGGGCAUCUAGAGACGGUGCGUGCGGUGAGGGAUGGACACACGGAGGCAGUUCAAGCCGAUCUCCCGGCUGUCUUGCGGGCCGACUGCAUUUUAGACGACGAUAUCAAAUCGUCAAAUGCGACCAUCUGCUCCGCCAGUAAGGCCGAUACUAUACUUUUGACCGGUGUCACGGGAUUCCUGGGUGCUUUUCUUCUCCAUGACCUGUUGGAAACCACCUCCGCUCAUAUAAUCUGUCUGGUGCGCUUCAAUGAACCGGCCGAUGAUGAUCAGCCAGGAGGUGUCGCAAGGCUCCGUCGUAACCUCCUGGAUCUGGGAUUGUGGCGAGACUCGAUAAUGGAGCGAAUUGAGAUUAUUCCGGGAAAUCUCUCGCGAACUCGGUUCGGACUUCCGCAAGAAGCGUUUAAUGACCUCGCUGCACGAGUCCAGGUCAUAGUACAUGCCGCGGCCACAGUCAACCUCGUUUAUCCGUAUGCUGCAUUGCGCGGGCCGAAUGUGGGAGGCACGCGAGAGAUUCUUCGUCUAGCAAGCAAGGGAGGUGCAACAGUGCAAUAUGUCUCAACAAAUGGCGUUUUGCCCCCAUCUCCGGACCAAGGAUGGCCUGAAGAUGCCAUACUCGAUGUCAACGAUGUUCCAGAAAAGCUUUUGGAUGGGUAUGGGCAGACGAAAUGGGUGGCUGAGCAGCUCGUCCUUGAGGCUGGGCGUCGUGGGUUGCCGGUUAAAAUCCAUCGCGCAGGCACAAUCAGCGGCCAUAGCAAGACUGGUUCCGCAAACGCGUGGGAUCUCUUCUCCGCAUUGAUUGUUGAGUCUAUCAACAUGGGCUAUGCCCCUAAUGUAGAGGGUUGGCGGGCUGAGAUGACUCCUGUGGACUUUGUUAGCAAGGCCAUCGUUCAUCUGGCAACUCAGACUCAGACUGAACAAACAGUCUUACAUCUGGGAGAUCCAAAUCCUGUCCACACCCAAGCCGUCUUCGAUGCCCUGGAGGAACUCGGUUACCCCACGCAGCGGCUUGGAUGGGACGAGUGGGUCGCCCUGUGGACCCAGACUAGAGCCGGCGUGAAGGGUGGCGACGGUGCCUUCACUGUUGACAUCCUCCGCAGUGGAAUGCCGACAGUCGACUUUCUGCAGGGCAUUGUGGUGCUCAACAAUGCCGCGACACGACCAUUCCGCGCAGAGGUGGAACGACCUAAGGUAGACCAGGCGUUGCUGGAGACUUACACACGCCACUGGUUCGCCAGAGGGUGGCUUCCGCGAGCCCCUAUCCGCAAACAUAGCCUGUGCAGAUCAAGUAAUACGAUCAAGGGUCCACUGAGCGGACGCGUGGCUGUCGUCACAGGUGCAUCGUCUGGUAUCGGUGCCGCUGUGGCUACGGCUUUGGUCAAAGAAGGGUGCCACGUCGCCCUGGCUGCUCGUCGCCUGGAUGCCCUGGAGGCUGUCCGGGCCAAAUUCACAACCGGCGGAGGGAAGGUCAUUAUUCGAAAGACUGAUGUUACGAAUAGGAGCCAGGUUGAAGCGCUACUCCGGGACGCAAACGAUGAGCUGGGUCCGGUCGACAUCCUUGUCUCCUGUGCAGGUGUCAUGUACUUUACGAUGAUGGCCAACACACAGAUGGAGGAGUGGGAGCGCACUGUCGACGUCAACUGCAAGGGACUCCUGCAUUGUCUAUCCUCUACCGUACCGGGCAUGCUCUCCCGAGGCGGUGGCCACAUUGUGGCUAUUUCCUCCGAUGCCGGACGCAAGGUCUUUCCUGGGUUGGGCGUCUACUCGGCCAGCAAGUUCUUCGUCGAGGCUACGUUGCAAUCCCUACGUCUUGAGACAGCCGGAACGGGUCUACGUGUCACCAGUGUGCAGCCGGGUAACACGGCCACGGACUUGUUGGGGAUGUCCACUGAUGAAGAGGCUGUGAAGAAAUAUGGAGAACCGUCCGGAGCGAAGAUCCUGGAUCCAGAGGAUGUUGCAAGAUCGAUUAUUUACGCAUUGCGUCAGCCUGCCCACGUCUCCGUCAACGAAGUGUUGAUUGAGCCGAGAGACGAGCCGAUUUAG
Messenger RNA from Aspergillus tanneri, 3831 nucleotides. Its product is annotated as non-ribosomal peptide synthetase. The coding region runs from base 1 to 3831 and encodes 1276 amino acids. NCBI's taxonomy places the organism in Eukaryota, Fungi, Ascomycota, Eurotiomycetes, Eurotiales, Aspergillaceae. The record is from RefSeq and is a predicted model, not a curated record. The transcript has a single exon. Gene Ontology annotation, molecular function: phosphopantetheine binding.